AUGAUAAGAUUCAGUAAAUUAUCAGUGUGGUUUAAUUUAUUCUUCUUUUCAACGAUUUCAAUUACUGUUUUAACUUUCCAAGAAAUUCCAGGCUAUACUUAUGUCAAAACUGGUGAUCCUGAUGUUCAUCUACAAGAUUAUACUUAUGUACGUUUAACGUUUCUACGAGGUCACGUUGUCGGUGAACAAUAUUUGAACAAAAAAGGUGAUUGUAGUGCCACAUGCUCUGACUAUAAUCACACUAGGUAUUAUAAUCAUCCAGAUAAUUCAUCAUUGAAACAAACAAUCAUCUGUAAUGGACAUAUUUAUCGGUGUAGAGAAAUACAUCAUUUUUCUACAUUUCAGACUAUGAGGAUUGACAAUCAACUGUACGAGUUUGUUUACAACAAAGAGAUUAAUGAGUACGAGUUUAGAAAAUCAGACGACCACUUAGCCCACUUUUAUUGGACGAAGAAUCAUCGAUUUGCCAUGCAUGAUACGCUGUAUGACUCUAGUCAUUGUCAGAUGUGCAAGUGCUAUUGUGAUGACGUUUACAACCGGCUCUCAGUGCGUGCGUUCUGCCAGGACUUGGUCUCAUCAAACACAGAGCUAGGAUAUGUCAUCACUGGACUCAGAUUCGCUAUGAAGAAUCGUGUGAUUCUCAUAGAAAUCCAGCAGGGGAAAUUAGUAAGAGGAAAUAUUGAUCAGAAUACAAUACAUUGGAAGACUCGAGACAAGUGUGAAUAUCAUGGAUAUUUGACUUAUGAUCAUCGUUCGAUACAAUUAGAUGAUGUGUUUGUGCCUCCUGGUGAAGUUAUCACAGCUGUUACAUGGGAUAGAUAUGAUCGUCCAACAAAUAAACUAGGACAUAAGAUUGGUAGACUUUCUUUAUCAGUACGGGGAACACUUCUAGAUGAUUACGGAAAUCUGAUGCCUGAACAUUGGACUGCAUAUCACAAAUUCUACGUACGAAGGAGUCAUCUUAAAGUUAAUCGAGUAGACAUCCCAACAUCUGUGACAACUAAAGGCCAAGAAAUAGGUGGACCUAAUAAAUAUUAUAUCAAAUUCCGACCAACAGAUUGGUUUAAAGACUUUGCCCAACAUGUUGUGCCUUUCAUUGAUCUUCAGGAAGUGGUCACUUAUCCUCCAAAACCGUUAUCGGGUAUUGGAGUUUAUUACAGAGCUACUGAAGGCUUUGGUGGAUUUCUAGCAUUCAAAGUUAUGUUUAAUAAGACACUGAAUUAUUAUUUUAUGCAUUAG
Messenger RNA from Chelonus insularis, 1239 nucleotides. RefSeq lists its product as uncharacterized. NCBI's taxonomy places the organism in Eukaryota, Metazoa, Arthropoda, Insecta, Hymenoptera, Braconidae. The record is from RefSeq and is a predicted model, not a curated record. The coding region runs from base 1 to 1239 and encodes 412 amino acids. The transcript has 6 exons.